UGGGGAAACAACAACAGAAAAGGAGGUGACUCAGACCAGACAUAUAUUUAGUCCGGUCAUGUUUACAUUUUAUUGUAAAAAUCUUCCCGAUUAAAAAUAACAACAGCAUCUUAUCAGGUCUGCAGCAGCGAGUCAGUACUUGCUUAGGUCUGUGAGACGCCGGAUUACAGAGGCAGCGAGGGGAAGUAAAAGAUAGAGGAUGUGACAGGGCAGAGGUCCUGCAGUUAUAUGAGCUCUUUGACAAGCAGCUGGACCACUGCGACCACUGCGACCACUUCUGCAUUCUCUGCGCGUAUUUGUCCGGUGUCACAGACCGGCUAAACCCCCUGCAGAGUGGCAUGUGGGUCAACUCCGGAACCGUCGGAAGGGCCCUCUCCAUGGAUAUAGACACAGACUAUGAGCGGCCCAAUGUGGAAACCAUAAAAUGUGUGGUGGUAGGGGAUAACGCAGUGGGCAAGACCAGGCUAAUCUGUGCCCGGGCCUGCAACGCCACCCUCACACAGUAUCAGCUGCUUGCCACCCACGUGCCAACCGUCUGGGCCAUCGACCAGUACCGUGUAUGCCAGGAGGUGUUAGAGAGAUCUCGUGAUGUAGUGGAUGAAGUCAGUGUGUCCCUACGGCUGUGGGACACAUUUGGGGAUCAUCACAAAGACAGAAGAUUUGCCUAUGGCAGGUCUGAUGUUGUGGUGCUUUGCUUCUCUCUGGCAAAUCCCAAUUCCCUGCGCCAUGUACGCACCAUGUGGUUCCCGGAGAUCAAGCACUUUUGUCCCCGGACACCCAUCAUUCUGGUUGGCUGCCAGCUGGAUCUGCGCUAUGCCGACCUGGAUGCAGUUAACCGUGCACGACGACCACUAGCCAAACCCAUCAAACCUACUGAUAUCCUUCCCCCGGAGAGAGGCCAUGAAGUGGCAAAGGAACUUGGGAUUCCUUACUAUGAGACCAGCAUUGUUGCCCAGUUUGGAGUCAAAGAUGUUUUUGACAAUGCCAUCCGAGCCGCCCUCAUCUCCCGUCGUCACCUGCAGUUCUGGAAGUCCCAUCUGAAAAAGGUCCAGAGGCCUCUUCUCCAGGCACCCUUCCUGCCUCCUCGCCCACCUCGCCCCAUCGUUGGCAUCCCAGACCCCCCUCCGAUAGACGGGGAAGGCCCAGAUUCCCUUUUCUCCCAUCCACUCUGUACAGAUGUUCUUUUUCUUCUGCAUGGUGGUGCCACUCGCGUAUUUGCACACAAAGUAUAUCUGGCUACUUCCUGCUCAAAGUUUAAUGACCUCUUUACUCUUGAUCUGGGUGGGUCCUGCAUGGUGUCACGGGGGGAGGAGCAGGAGAGCAAGGAAAACUUGGAGAGUGGGGAGGAAGAUGAACAGAGCAGGAGAGGAGCCAAGGAGCAAGCUGGGCGCACAAAGAGCCUGGAUAUUGAUAAAGACGGGGCUGAUGGAGGGGUGCGGGGCCUGAAUCGACCACAGCUGCUACAGCAGGGCUCUUUGAGGACUUCCCAGAGUGAUAAUGCACUCCCCUCUCGAGCCCACUACUCCCUGGGAGCACUAGGGACUGGUCGUGCACUUUCAGGAUGGGGAAGGGGGUUCCUGAGUGUGUGUCUGGAGCAUGUUGAUGAUCCCAUGACUGGACGACCACGACUCAUGACUGUUGUAGCCAUGGAUGCGCUUAUACAGGAAGAACCAUUCAAGGCUGUGCUUCAGUACCUGUACACAGGCAGUCUGGACGAGGGCAGAGGGGAUCUGAUGCAGGUAGCCACCAUCGCAGAGCUGCUUGAGGUCUUUGACCUCCGGAUGAUGGUUGCCAAUGUCCUCAACAGAGAGAGCUUCAUGAACCAGGAGAUCACCAAGGCUUUCCACGUCCGCAGAGCCAACCGUAUCAAGGAGUGUCUCACUAAAGGGAUCUUUGCUGAUGUGGUGUUUCGCCUGGAUGAUGGCUGCCUCCCGGCUCACAAGCCCCUGCUCAUCUCCAGCUGCAACUGGAUGGCUGCCAUGUUCCGUGGCUCUUUUAUGGAAAGCUACAUUGAGGAGGUAUCCAUCCCUAACACCAGUGCAGCCUGUAUGCGCGGGGUGCUGGAGUUCCUGUACUGCAGUCUCCUGACACCCUCUCCUGGGCUGGAUUCCAUGGAGUUAAUUAUUCUCGCCAACCGUCUGUGUUUGCCCCGCCUUGUCGCACUCACAGAACAGCACGCUGUAGAUGAGCUGCUCCAAUUGGCAGCAAAAGGAGGUGACAUCGAUGGACAAGUGUUGGCUUACCUCGAGCUUGCACAGCUCCACAAUGCCAAGCAACUAUCAGCUUGGUGUCUCCAUCACAUCUGCACAAAUUACAACAGCAUCUGCCGCAAGUUUCCCAAAGACAUGAAGGUCAUGUCUCCAGAUAACCAGAGGCACUUUGAGAAGCAGCGCUGGCCUCCUGUGUGGUUCCUGAAGGAGGAGGACCGCUAUCUGCGCUCACAGAAGGAGCGCGAGCGUGAGGAGGAGAUCUUGCGCAAGCAACACACCAAACGGGGCUGGUGUUUCUGGAGACAUCCGUCCUCUUCUCCACACGUCUCCUAAAUGGUUUCCCCGAUACUAUUCUUCACCCUGACCCGGAUCAUCCUACCCCUGAAUAACUAACCCCCCUGAAACACAUAUAGAGGACGCGGCUUUGAAUCCUCUGACAGUGGCGAGAUGAGACUCUCAGUGCUACUACACCUGAAUGUCAGCAUGUUUCGGGGAAUGUAUGUGCCUCUUUAUAAUUGUGGGUGACUUCAUGAGUGCAUUUUGGUAAGCUUGUGUGACAAGUGUGGAUUUAACUAAAGGGUAUGUGCGUUGAUGUGUGAAUGUAUGUUUGCGGUUGGUAUGAUUGAGUAAUGCUUCCGAGUUGUGUGCUUCCCAGACGCCCUGAUCUAUAAGGGCAGCAGCGUUGCAUUGCAGCCCCUUUUCCCCUUCACAAGAGCUCUGCCCCUCCACCAGCACUCACAGUGUCCCAGCCUUUGAGUGAUUGGACAGGGACCAAGGGCUCUUUAUCUCUCUCAGUCUCCUUCCUUCACAUUGACCUUAAUGACUAUUACACAUUAACCACUGCUGCUUCUCUCGGGAAGCUUACCUCGGCCUUUACUUCUACGCAGACUGUUAGCUUGCACACGCAGACUGGUGCAAAAGAUCCUGCCCUCUAAUAACCAGCACUGGAAUCCCAGGAACAGACACCUAACAAUGUAAUUAUUAUAAUUUUGAUAUUAUUUCAUCUUUUUAUCUGCACCUUCUUGGACAUUUAUCAGGGGAAAUGACACACACUACUCCCAGGAAGUCAACCUUGAUUACCAUUACAACGAUGGGACUGUUAAUCUGGAGUUUAAGUUUGGUAACCCUAAACCUGUGGGCAAGCUGGGACUUUCCAGUCAGAUGCUUGAUCAUAGCUAUUAGCCUCCAGUCUAGUAUUGAAGUGGUCCUUGGUGUCCAUCAUCCACCCCUGCAACUCCCACCGCCUCCUCCUGCACACCACAUGCGCAAAAAAGCUAAACACAAGCUCUCCUCGGUUGGAUUCACCAAUCUGCACUUCAGAGACAUUCAAAGUGACCACUCUAUAGCAAUCAUGGGGUUAAAGAGGGCUAGCCUUACUUGAUGCCUCUGCCAUUGAGGAAUGAUGGAUGCAGUAUUAAACUAAUGUGCGUGUUACGUCCAUUGCAUUAAAGCACCUCAGCCAGCCAGCCUGCCUUUACACCCCUACACCACUAGGGGCAGCACUGCUCAGGGCCCCGGCACUAACCUUCACAGUAACAGGAGUUGUUGUGCCUGCGCGUGCUUCACUCCAGUUGAAGUUGUUCGGUUUAACUUACAUCCAGCAGAGUGUUGAGAGAAGGCUAAAGCCCAGUGUUAAUAGUGCAUUUUAAAAACGGAGUUAAUGUGAUUAUUCAUUUUCACGUUACUCUGAAAACCAAAGCUGUGAUUCUUUUGAUCGUUUUCUUUCUCACUUCCCUCUUCUGAUUCCCUGCUUCCUAUUGGGAUGGAGGAGAAAAGAGAAAGUGGCUUGUUGGGGAUGGAGGCAGUACGAUAUUUUAAUCCCUCCUCGUAGUGUUUCAGCCUGUGGUGUCAGGAGAAAUGUAUAACUGCUGGACAUUGCCUUCCAUUUCUCUUGCUUGAAAAAUGGUGCUUAAGACACAAUAAGACAGUGUGCACAUGAACAAACAAAGAUGGGAUUUUUUGUUCACAGUCUCUAGUUGUUUAGUGUUUACCUGCGAUUAACUGGCAAAAUAUUAAUGAUGGUAUUCAACUUUGACAUUUGUUUGACCUUACUUUUUCUUCUCCAAAUGCUAACAGUCUGUAAGAGGUCUUUCUUCAGUUUACAUACAGUGGUAACAACUUUAUUUAAAAAAAAAUCCUACUGCAUUAAAAAACAACGGUGUAAUCAGUUAUGCUUUAUAGGAAAAUGAUAUUACUUUAGAUUGAAUUUGAAAUUGUGAGUUUUGUCUCCAAGGAUUUGAUCUGCAGAUGAAAGCAAAUCUGAUUUUCUCGUUAAGGGUGCUAAUUUCUUUGGGCUUUAUCUCUGAAUGUGAAAAUGAGACUUUGCAGCGACAAGUUUUCCAUUAGCAUCUCGUUCUAUUUGUGGGUUUGCACCCCUCAGCUUUAGCCAGGCAACUGUAGGAGAUAGAGAGAUUGUGUGAGACAUGUGGUGCGAUAUGCCGUUCACCAUGGGAGGUGUGUUAAAGUCAUUGUCGGCUACAGAAAUAGAAGUCAGACAGGAUCUCAAGAGACCUAAGUGAGAUUGAGCUGAUUCCUCUCAGAAAAGAGUGAAAGGGGAGGAAAAAUUGAACAAGUCUCAUUCAGCAUUAUGCAACCUACAUAUUUUGGAAUUACUACUCUUUCAAAUUCAUCCCAUUGUAGUACUUUGGGAAUUAAGAAAUAAACUAGAAUAAAGGUUUGGACAGCUUCUGAUUGACUUCCAUGGGCACCUUUUAGUUUCUCAUCGAAGGGUUGGCUAUUAGCUUUGUCUUAUGAUGGUUGGUAUGAGCCCUUAAGACUCUUCUUGUGGUCAGUGUGCCUUAUAGUUGGACAAAACUAAAAACUAGAUUGGGAUUUUAGCAAGAUCCUGGUUUAAACACGCAGACAGGUGCUGCAGUGUUUGACAUGAUGGAUACAGUAGACAAUGAUCAUGAUAGUGUAAGAGCUGCAAAAUGGAUUACGGUGUUGCUUUAUGCACUCUAAGCCAUUAUACUUCCUGAGGGGAUUUUUGAGUCAACUAGAGCCAUGCCUGUGGAGAAUAAUCAGGCCUGCUGCUGGUUUUAAUGCAGACAAAUGACCUUAAAUGAAACUCUUUGUAGAGUAAAGUACAUUAGGUUCCACUAGUCAUAUAGCCUUGAAUAAGCAUGUUUUCUAGAUUGGUAAUUAUGUGGAUGUACAAGGACACCAUGGUUGGAAAUGUUCCCUUUUGAUUGAGAGGUAAUGGUAACAAUUGACUUACAGAUUGAUUCCUAUACUGUAAAUUCAAAACCACUGACUUUGAGAAAGCAAAGCUUUUUAAUGAGCACUGGCUGGCCUGUGUGCUAAAAAAGUGCUACUACUUUUAAAUUGUGGUUAAUUUGCAUGGUGGCCUCACUUUUUCAUUAUAAUGGCACUUGGUGUUGGAAUGCACUUUCUUCUUUUUUGUAUAUGACUACAACUUUCUGUGCUUAGCAUGAAUUGUUCCUUGUGUAAGAUUGUUUUGAAACCUGAUGAUUGUAGCAUGAUAUUUCCACUUAAGUCUUUCAGAAUUUCCCACAAUUUGCUAAAUAACACGACAAUGUCCUGCUUCUUUACUCUAGUAGUUGGUAACAAACCCCACAGUAGCUGUGGCUUUAUGCACAACUCAGUUUUAAGAAAUAUACUCAGCACAGCUCAAGGUAGCAUCACUAAUUAUACAACUAUAUGAUUUGCUGGGACAUUUGCUUGAAAAAAAGUAAUGCAGAGGAUCUGUUGCUGCUGUGCAGCUGUCCCCAUUAUGCUGUUACUGUAUUUACUGCAAUCAAUUAAGCAUGUUCUUGUGAUUUGUAAGAUAUUGGGUACAGGGCCUAACCUGAAAAACCAUCAAAAGCAACAUUUAAAUUGAAAUCCAGCUCUGUUGUGCAAAUAUUUGAAAGAAUGUCCCAAAUGGCUAAAGGCCUGGUGUAAUGUCUGGGUUUAGCCUGUAUGUAAUGACAGAUGAAUGGGGUAAAGCAUGAUGUAUGUUUCUGCUGUUGGACAGAAGCACGAGUAUAUACAGCAUGGUCUCUUAACCUUUGGGUCAUGACCCUAUUUGAGGUCAAUUGGUAUGCAUUUGGUGUAGUGGGGAAAUUAAACUAAAUCAUAAUCAUAAUCACUCUGAUAUUUCUAUUUGGAGAUGUUAACCUCCAGUUCAUACCAUCUUGAGAAUUCUCUAAUAAUAUUGUACAUUCAAGAUUUUGGGAUACAGGGAUUGGGUCAUGGGCCAGAAAAGGUUAAGAAACCCUGAUAUACAGAGGAAGAAACAGAGAUUCAACAUUUCAAUUUUUUUAACCUUGUUGGCUUUAUUCAGCCCUCAGUGUAUGCUCCACACUGACCCCUAAAGGCUAAGUCACACUGAGACGUGGGAGAUAUGGUUUUGGUAUUCAUGUGGACUGUCUGGUUUUAUCCUAUCACAUCCCUCUUUACUGUCACAUACUCCUCAUUUAUUUUAAGUGGAGCUUUUCUUCCUUCACCACAGGCCUGGGCUUCCUUUUUAAAUGCCAGGCCCAGUGACUGAGAGAUCACCUUGUUUUUAGUCUUUAUUGCAUCCUUUCCUGUGCCUUCGGUGAAAUCUCACUCUUUUGGCUCUGUGCAGGCUGGUGGCACUGCACCUGCAGCCUCUUGAGCUCAAAAUAAAGUUGAUCAAGCCUAGAAAUACCCACCUAAGCACAGAAAUAAAAGUAGGCAGCUUUCUUUAAUGUACAUUAUCUUAGCACUGGCUACUUGGGUCUUAGUGAAAACUUACAAUUAUGACACAGAAAAUGGAGCUUUACAAGAUAAGUAUGGUAUUUCAUCUAUGCUAAAGCUGCGCGACUUAAAUUAUAAAAUGACCAAGAAACCUAGCAAACCAGCAGUUUUAAAAUAAUGUUUUUCACUCUUUCAGGUGCCUGCACUUUAUAUUAUGUAGCUUAAUACAUCAUUUUUGAUAAGUAUUCUAGGUCUUUAUAUUUAGCAGGUUUUCUUUAUCCAAGUAAAAACAUCUUAUUUCCUUUCCUCUUAUGUGUGAUAUAUUUCUCUCUAAGCCAAAUGUAAUAGUUUACCUUAAUGCUUCCACUAUUUAGCAGCAAUGUAUUAAGUUGCAAUCAGUUGGGGAUAAUAUGUGGACUACUGGUUGGAUAAAAGGCAGAUAUUAGCUGUGACAACUAUAUAUAUUAUGCUUUUAUUAUGAUAGUUGUUAUCCAAAGUACACUGUUGUAAUUUUGAGUCACAGCUGGAUUCAACCGUUCACCUUAUAACUGCCACCACACUGUAUUGAUAUACUAAGCUAGUGCAUACUGUACAUACUGCAGUAUUGUAAGCACAGAAAGGCCCGGGGGGAAGAGGGAGUGUUUGUAUGGACACACGACAUGUGAUUAAUCCCCGGUCUAUACUGUCAUUCUCAAGUGGAACGUGCAUACUGUAUGUAUUGUUACGAACUUUAGUUUCCAUUGGCUCAUCCAUUGAGUUGUAUUAACAUUUACUGAUAUAUAGUUGUGUGUAUGACAACAACAACAACAACAGGCAAAAGAAAGAGCACACCACACUCACACACUAAUAAGGGCUUUUAAGAAAACAUACAACAAUCAGAAUGUUUUGCUGCUGUUGCAAAAUUGUUUUGAAACUAAAAAUUUGUAAUAUUUUUGAACCACUGUGAUUUGUACAAAAUUGGAAAAAAAAAAUAAUUUAGAAAAAAGUUGUUUUCCUUUUAUGCCAUUUCAGUAUUUUGAUGUUUGACAUGGAUUUUAUUAAACUGUUAAUCUUU
Molecule: messenger RNA, 7926 nt
Organism: Eleginops maclovinus (Patagonian blennie)
Lineage: Eukaryota; Metazoa; Chordata; Actinopteri; Perciformes; Eleginopidae
Gene: rhobtb4
Product: Rho related BTB domain containing 4
Exons: 11
Coding region: 339-2543 (734 amino acids)
Biological process (GO): establishment or maintenance of cell polarity; cortical cytoskeleton organization; engulfment of apoptotic cell
Cellular component (GO): cytoplasmic vesicle; cytoskeleton; cell projection
Molecular function (GO): protein kinase binding; GTPase activity; GTP binding
Source: RefSeq, a predicted model, not a curated record